CCUCCGUCCCUUCCACGAGUCCACGACAACCUCAGGAACCCCUUGAGGAAUUCUAACCCAACGGCAUAGACUCUUCUACAUUCUUUGGAUUUGGAGGUCCUUGCCCAUUUACACAAGCCCACGCGACGUUCCGGGAAGAGACGUCUAGAAAGGAAAGAGCAGAAGUCGAGUCAAAGUCUAUUGACGGGCCCGAACGUAAAAGGGUGCCUCCUUGCUUCCUCCUCACCAACUCGGACUCUCAUCAACUUCGAGCUCAUGUUCUCGUAAUACUCGUCCACAAAGCCCGAAUGAACUGGUUUCAAGCUGUACAGCAAUCGUAGGACGGAAGCGCAGCAUAGUAAUAAUAUCGGUACUCGAAAAUAAUUAGUAUUAUUCCUGGCGUUCCAUGGUGUCGUCGUUCGUGAGCUUGUCGACUGUCCUAUACUCAAUAUUCAAUGCCGAACCUCCUGUUCCAUUACCAGUGUGUUCUCCAGGUACACCCUUGACAUCGACAUUAAGCAAGCACAACGGCGGUCUUGAACAUCUGACGAUGAUCGAUGUCGAUGAACCCUGUGCCGAAGGUGGUGAGCAUCCUCCCAGGAACAGCUUUGACAUCGACAGUGAAGAAACGGGUUCCUUGUACCUGGCGUACAGGGGGUCUUGAACAGGUAAACAUUAACCUUGAAGGUCGAGGUCCUGACAAAAGUAUUGAAGGAACGCGAACCUGCCACCGCAGAUGACUGGAUGCUAUCCAAUUCUUGCUGCCUUCUUGCAUAAAAGCAGAUGCCUUUUCGUUCUCAUCCUCAUCAUCUCCUUCGUGACCUUCACAAAGCACCAUGCCUUCAAACGAACUCAUCUCGCUCGAAGACUUCUGCGAUCCCGUCAAACCUUCUCCAGAACAAAUUGCCUUCGAAGCUCUCUUGACAAAACUCAAUUUUAACGCCGAGCUGAAAGUCCUGGGAUCAGCACUCACUUUUGGUCAAUUCAACACCUCUGUUGCCAUUCGGUAUGACUCUCGACAAAAUGCAAGCCAUAUUGGCCUCGUUCGGUGUGAAAAAACACCCGUUCAGACGAGUUCAUCCCCUCUGCCGAAGGGAUGGGCCGGGACUGAUUGCAAUUGGACCUACUCCCCGAAUGGACAAGUCCCCAUCGAGGUUCAGUUUCUCCCUCAGGAUACGCUCGAGUUAGAUGUUAUGAUCGGGGCUUGCGCGUUAGGGUUCAUUGGUGGCUUUACCAAUGGAUUGGUCGUGCUCGUGGGGGGUUCGAAGAAUCCCAAGCCCUGGGUCAUGACUGCAGGACAUGCGUUUCACUCCGCCCCUUUGAAAGACGGAAAAUUCGCCGACCCUCACCACGACGAGCACCUUGUCGCUCUCUGUCACGUUCCGUUCAGCGAAGAGUGUGAUUAUUGCUACAAAUCCGACUGCGAUAAUUGUCCACUUGCGAAAGACAAAGUUGGGCACGUUCUUGUGGACAAAAAAACGAACAAGAUCUUCAACUUUUACCACCCCGCACUUUUUGCCAACGCUCUUGAACAUCAGAACGAUGUUGCAGUCUUUUCACUUAGUAAUGCAAAGCUCACAGCUUUGCAAGUCUCGACCUGCCAGGAGGUUAUCGGUGAUUUCGUUUGUGAUUCAGAUGCAUCACCACAGGAUAAAGAGAUCCUAGAACACGCACAGAGUCAAUUUGCUCAACUGAGUGCUGUCGGUCUCCCUAUCAGGAUUGAUGAACUCGCAGCCCUGAAAGCGGCAGACCAGUCCAAAAAACCACUUUACCUUUUCAUGAAAGGCAUGAAGACGGGAUGGGUUUUCGGUUACCUUUCGAGGAUAGACAUUGCCCCGGGAAUUGUGUUCAUAGAGCCCUUUAAGGGUGUUUCCAAAGUUCCUGUUUCCGCAAAGGGCGAUUCUGGUGCCCUUUGGUUUGUUUUGGAUCGUUCCCUGGUCGCACGACCGGUCGCUUUUCAUAGUGGGAAAUCGUCGGUGACCAAGAUGCACUACGGUAUAACUCUAAGCAGAGCUGGCCACGCAUUGAGGACUCUUGGUGGAGCUCAGUUUGCACCGCCUAAUCGCUUCUGGUUAGACCAAAGCUCAUGUUAUACUCUCUGAACGUCGUCAUCCAUCAAGAUGACUUGCAAUGGAUGUGGUACAUGUGUUAGUACUUGGGGCUAUAAUGAACAUGGAGUUGGUUGGACCUAGUA
This is a messenger RNA of Marasmius oreades (fairy-ring Marasmius), 2173 nucleotides long. RefSeq lists its product as uncharacterized. Lineage: Eukaryota; Fungi; Basidiomycota; Agaricomycetes; Agaricales; Marasmiaceae. The transcript has 6 exons. The record is from RefSeq and is a predicted model, not a curated record. The coding region runs from base 816 to 2081 and encodes 421 amino acids.